AUGUCAGUCGACGAGUGCCAUGACGUUUACAUGAAGUUGUCGAAGACAAUAUUCAAGCCAAAACGUUGGAAAUGCAACGUAUUCAGUAGAAGCAUCGACCUCAUAUCCGCCAACGAGCGGUACGACUCAGCCAAGAUGGAAGAGCUGGUUAAACAAAUCAUCAAAGAGCGAACGGGCUCCCGCAACACCAUGCUGCAGGACCCCUUACAAGGAUCAUCAUACGACGAGGAACUCCUCCUACUGCGGUCUUACAUCAAUAAGCAACAGCCAGAUGUGCACUCUGCAAAGUUUGAGAUGUGGGAGGCUCUCCGUGCAACCUCCGCCGCAAGCACUUACUUCAAAGAAUACCGGCGCGGCAAUGAGGGCUAUGUCGACGGUGCCUUCAAGAGCAACAACCCCAUCUUCGAGGUCCACCACGAAGCCACCGACCUUUGGCCUGGACGAGACAUGUUCCUCGUGAGCAUCGGCACAGGGACGAAACCAAGCACACCGCUUGGCGGUCAUGUCGUCAAGCUCGUUAGGUCUAUGAAAAAGCUCGCAACAGCGACGGAGGGGUCUUGGAUCAGGUUCCACCGCACGCAUAAGCAAUUAGCGGAGGAUCAUCGUCUUUUCCGGUUUAGUGCCCCAGGGAUCGGAGAGGUCGAUUUGGGAAACUACAAAAUGAUUGGAAACGUGGCGAUGAGAACCGAAACGUAUCUUCGAGAUACAACUACUGCUCGGGAUAUCGCACAGUGUUCAAAGGAAAUGCUGGCGAUUCAGACACAGGAGUAUACUACUGUUCACAAGCUGAAGGAUAGCGAAAGAGAUUGCCUCAAGCUCUUGUCUGGCGCAGGAGGGGCUUACGAGAGCCAGAGGUUAAGCAUCGAGACGCCAGUCCAAGGAACUUGCCAUUGGCUUCUAAACCACGAAACUUUCACAAGUUGGCUGAGAGAUGCUUCUUCCGCCUUACUCUGGGUGACGGCGAAUCCUGGUUGCGGCAAGACAGUCUUGUCUCGGUUCCUCGUGGAUAUCCUCUCCAGACAGGCCUCUGAAGCCACCGUCUGCUACUUCUUCUUCAAGGCUGGCGAAGAGGGCCGACACCACUCACAUCAAGCCCUUUGCGCCAUAUUGCACCAAGUCUUCAAGGAGCACGCCAAGGCUCUCAAUUUCGCAAUGAAGGAGUACUCAUCGAGCGACAGCAAGAACUUUACACAGAAUAUCGAGAAGUUGUGGGAUAUCCUAUGCGAGACGUCUGAUUCGCUACCGAAUAGACAGAUCAUCGUAAUCAUUGACGCCCUAGAUGAAUGCAGCGAGGUGACAAGAAACAGAUUCAUUGACUUCCUCGUGAGCACUUUUCCUCAAAUGGUCGGUAGUCGGAAGUUGCUUGGGCGCCUCAAAAUCAUUGUAACGAGUCGUCCGUGGCCGAGUAUCGAGACCCGCUUUCGCUACCUGAGCUGUGUUCGUCUCCGUGGCGAAAACGAGACGUCUUCGCUGUCAAAAGACAUCGAAAAAAUGGUCCAAGCAAAGGUCAGCAAGUUGAGGAUAGAAGGCACGAUAACACCGGAGGCCUGUUCUAUCCUGGAAACCACGCUCGCUCAGGGGGCAGAUCGCACUUUCUUAUGGGCGUCUCUGGUUCUAGAGACCAUCUCCAAGCUUCCGUCACGAAAGCUCAGUGCAGUCAAGAGCACCUUGGCGGACACCCCCGCCGACUUGGACCAACUCUACGAAACCGCCUUAUUAGAUGUCGAGGAUCAUGUGGCUGUCACUAGGAUGCUACAGAUUAUCCUCGCCGCGACACGUCCGCUCACACUGGACGAAAUCAACAUGGCCAUGUGCAUCAGCUCAACCCACCGUACCGUUCAAGAUCUUUUACAAGAUCUAGAGCCGGAUAUGGAAUACACAGUGAAGCAGCUUGGGGGGUUCUUUGUCAGGAUCAUCAACUCGACGGUUCACCUUGUUCACCAAACCGCUCGAGACUUCCUGUUGGUGACGACAUCAAUGAAGUCAACAGCAUGGACGCACAGUUUGAAGCUCUCUGAUUGCCAUUCAACUAUGACCCAUUCAACGAUCCAGUAUCUUCUUUUGGACGGCUGGCCGGCACGACAGAAGAUUCCUGACAAUGGUGGAGAGGUUGAUGAGUCUGAUAUUCAACUGCUCAAAUCCCUCCCCAAGGUCGCUGCUGGCUUCUACAAGUAG
Colletotrichum chrysophilum is the source of this 2175-nucleotide messenger RNA. RefSeq lists its product as uncharacterized. NCBI's taxonomy places the organism in Eukaryota, Fungi, Ascomycota, Sordariomycetes, Glomerellales, Glomerellaceae. Gene Ontology annotation, biological process: lipid metabolic process. The record is from RefSeq and is a predicted model, not a curated record. The coding region runs from base 1 to 2175 and encodes 724 amino acids. The transcript is spliced from 4 exons.